Messenger RNA from Sesamum indicum (sesame), 2227 nucleotides. Its product is annotated as FGGY family of carbohydrate kinase. Gene Ontology annotation, cellular component: cytoplasm. The record is from RefSeq and is a predicted model, not a curated record. Gene Ontology annotation, biological process: carbohydrate phosphorylation; pentose metabolic process. Gene Ontology annotation, molecular function: D-ribulokinase activity. Lineage: Eukaryota; Viridiplantae; Streptophyta; Magnoliopsida; Lamiales; Pedaliaceae.
UUUUGCAAGAUCAGGUGUUUAACAGUGGAUUAAGAUCUGCACAAUCACAAACAAAAACCUCAUCGUUAAUCAAAAUCAUUCAUAAUCCAAAAAAAGAAAAAGAAAAAAGAAGAUUAAGAGAGAGAGGAAAAUCCCAACAGAUAGCUAAGAAAAUGGAGUAGUAGUAUGUAUAUAUAAUAUCAUAAAAUGUCUGGCGCAUAUCAAAGGAGAGAUAAAAGAGCAUUUCUCGACUCUCAUAACCAUCAUCGUCACUUCUCCGCCGUCGAGAUGACCACAGCCGCCCCUCCGCCGGCUGCUCGCGGUUCCAUUUUCCUCGGGGUUGAUGUGGGCACCGGAAGCGCACGUGCAGGUCUAUUUGAUGACAAUGGACGACUUUUGGGCUCUGCUAGUUGCCCCAUACAGAUAUGGAAAGAUGGUGACUGUGUUGAGCAAUCUUCGACUGAUAUCUGGCUUGCAAUUUGCACCGCUGUGAAAGCAGCAUGUUCUCUUGCAAAUGUUUCUGGGGAUGAAGUGACAAGUUUGGGUUUUUCUGCUACUUGUUCUCUUGUUGCUAUCGAUGAUGAGGGAGAACCUGUGACUGUUUCCUGGAGCGGUGACCCAAGAAGAAAUGUUAUAGUGUGGAUGGACCAUAGAGCUGUAAAACAAGCUGACAGAAUUAAUUCCUCUAAGUCACCAGUACUUGAAUAUUGUGGUGGGGCUGUAUCCCCUGAGAUGGAGCCGCCAAAGCUUCUGUGGGUCAAAGAAAAUUUGCAGGAAUCAUGGUCAUUGGCAUUUAGGUGGAUGGAUCUGAGUGAUUGGUUAUCAUAUAGAGCAACGGGAGAUGAUACUAGGAGUCUGUGCACAAUAGUCUGCAAAUGGACUUACUUGGGUCAUGCACAUAUGCACCAAAACAAUGAAAUAGAUUCUCGUGAUAUGGAAGCUCGUGGAUGGGAUGAUGACUUUUGGGAGGAGAUUGGUCUAGGCGAUCUUGUGGAUGGCCAUCAUUCCAAGAUUGGGCGAAGUGUAGCUUUUCCUGGUCAUGCUUUGGGGUCUGGUCUGACACCUGAUGCUGCAAAGGAAUUGGGUCUGGCUGCUGGGACACCAGUUGGUACAUCCUUAAUAGAUGCGCAUGCCGGUGGUGUAGGAGUGAUGGAAAGUGUUCCGAUGGCAGAUUUUGCGUCAGAAGAGGUUGAUGAGGAAGCAAUAUGCCACCGAAUGGUGUUGGUAUGCGGAACUUCUACUUGUCACAUGGCAAUUUCUAAGAACAAAUUGUUCAUUCCAGGGGUCUGGGGACCAUUCUGGUCAGCUAUGGUGCCUCAGUAUUGGCUUACUGAAGGAGGCCAGAGUGCCACUGGGGCAGUACUUGAUUACAUUAUUGAGAACCAUGUUGCUUCUCCGCUCCUGGCUAAUAGGGCUGCUUCUAGAAGUAUUUCAAUUUUUGAACUACUGAAUGAGAUACUGGAAACAUUGAAGCAAGAAGUAGGUUCAUCUUUUCUUGCGGCAUUGACUAGAGACAUCCAUAUCCUUCCAGAUUUCCAUGGAAACAGAUCUCCCAUUGCAGACCCAAUCUCAAAAGGGAUGAUAUGCGGUUUAACUCUUGAUACAAGUGAAAAACAGCUGGCUCUUCUAUACCUAGCCACAUUGCAGGGUAUAGCAUAUGGGACACGGCAUAUUAUAGAGCAUUGCAAUGCCCACGGUCAUAAAAUUGACACCUUGCUUGCAUGUGGAGGGCUUUCAAAGAAUUCCUUGUUCAUUCAAGAGCAAGCAGAUAUUACAGGUUACCCCAUAGUUCUUCCACGGGAAAAUGAAUCAGUGCUCUUGGGUGCUGCUAUUCUUGGUGCUGUUGCCUCAAAAAAACAUCCCACCGUCCAAGAUGCCAUGAGAGCACUAAAUGCAGCUGGGCAGGUCGUCUAUCCCUCUAAGGACCCAAAAGUGAAGAAGUACCAUGAUGCUAAAUACCGUAUCUUCCGUGAUCUUUACGCUCAGCAGUUAUCUCAACGCUCAAUUAUGAAAGACGCUCUUUCAUAGGUUUGGCAUCUAUUUCUGCAUGUUCACAACUCGAAAGUUCUACCAGAGCGACGAGUGGAAAGUUGAUUCUUGACUUGUUUAUGGGGUGCAUUUCGUAACAUUCUACAGUAUCACCUGGCCUUUCGGCCUACAUCACAUGUACAGUUAUCUUAAUGCUGUCUGUGUCCUAAAGCCACAUUUUCUUUGAUCAAGUAAAUGUACAUGAAUCUCUAUUCUGCUC